Messenger RNA from Galendromus occidentalis (western predatory mite), 1249 nucleotides. Its product is annotated as eukaryotic translation initiation factor 4E type 2. Gene Ontology annotation, molecular function: RNA 7-methylguanosine cap binding; translation initiation factor activity. Gene Ontology annotation, biological process: translational initiation. NCBI's taxonomy places the organism in Eukaryota, Metazoa, Arthropoda, Arachnida, Mesostigmata, Phytoseiidae. Gene Ontology annotation, cellular component: eukaryotic translation initiation factor 4F complex; cytoplasm. The transcript has 5 exons. The record is from RefSeq and is a predicted model, not a curated record. The coding region runs from base 190 to 1026 and encodes 278 amino acids.
CGUCUGCUCCCGAGUCUUUCUCGUGUUCAAAGAUAGUCGAGUAAUACUGCAAGAGAACUCCUUGUUGGAAGGCAAUUCGAUACGACUCGACAUAACCAGUGAUAAUAAGAAGGGCUGUGGAGCUGCCGAUUGAGGAAAUACUGUUUACGCACACUAGGUCACAAGUUAAAUCAGUCUAUUCGACCCUCGAUGGCCGCGGGCAAUCAGCAAACCGGGGGAAGCAGAGGAUUACAUGCAGAAAUGCACCUCCACACAGAAACACGCACCAGAGAGGAGGACCCCCUCAAUAUCGCUCAGUCUAAUGGUUCGGUUUGGCACACCGGUGGUCACUCCGCCAUAAUUGGGGGUUUGAGUUUGAGUCAGAAGCCCAUGAACUCCGGAAACGAAGGCGAAAUACCUCGGAUGGAGCUCAUCGACGAGCAGAUCCAGUCUAUCGAUCCCGACGCACUCGACGUCGGUCCCGACGAGCACGAGCUACAAUAUGCUUACACAAUGUGGUUUUCUCGGAGAUCGGGAUCGAAGCAGGCCGGUACUGUGUUCAAAUUCGAGGACUCCUUACGGAUCCUCGCGACGUUCAGAUCCGCGGAGCGCUUCUGGAAGUUUUACACUCAUCUGAAAUUUCCAAACGAGCUCAGCGGUCAUUGUGACUACCAUUUAUUUAAACACGGCAUCAAGCCAAUGUGGGAGGACCCCGCCAAUCGAGAAGGGGGUAAAUGGAUAGUGCGUUUGCGGAAAGGUGUUGCAUCGAGAGUUUGGGAGAACGUGAUUCUGGCAAUCCUGGGCGAACAGUUUCUAGUCGGAGAUGAAAUUUGUGGAGCAGUCAUGUCGAUAAGAUACAAUCAGGAAGACAUCAUCUCGGUAUGGAACCGGACUGCGGACGACAAGGGCACUCGGAUGAAAAUAAUGGAGACUUUGCGGAGGGUCGCUAAUCUUCCGCAGAACUACUCACUCGAAUACAAAAGACACAACAGAUCGCUCCAAGACAAGAGCUCGUUUCGAAACGCGGACGAAACCGUUUUCAGAUGAGACUCCGCUGCCGACUGCUGUACUAUCGAGCCAAUGUAUGAUGAUCCUCAGAUUCGCAGAAACGAACUAACUCUGUUGAAAUCGAAAGCAACCUAGGCGGCUGCUUGACGUGCUGCUGAAAUGUUGUGCAAACUGUGUAUAUUUUAAGACGUAGAGCUACCAGACUCAGGAAACUGACGAGAAGGCUUAGAAUAAAAUGGCAAUGUUGAGCGUGUCGUGUUUU